Molecule: messenger RNA, 1975 nt
Organism: Drosophila ananassae
Lineage: Eukaryota; Metazoa; Arthropoda; Insecta; Diptera; Drosophilidae
Gene: Rcc1
Product: regulator of chromosome condensation
Exons: 3
Coding region: 234-1667 (477 amino acids)
Cellular component (GO): cytoplasm
Molecular function (GO): guanyl-nucleotide exchange factor activity
Source: RefSeq, a predicted model, not a curated record
CCGAUAAAAAUUUCCCAACACCACCCAACACCAUCUGCCACCCUUUUCCCGCGCAUUUUCUGGCCUAGGUAAAAACCCAGGUCUCUUCCGGAUGCUAUUUGGUUUUCACUCCGCUAAAAACCACCGUAGAAUCGCCACCGCCGCCGAAAGUGCCAUUACCUUCUAAAAAAACAAGCCAAGCGUGUUGUUACAUUGCGAUUUUACAGAGACUAAAACAUCAAACAGCAAGAAAAAUGCCGCGUCGCAAGGCUCUGAAGGACAACAGCAAUGCCACCGAGAAUGAAGCCGUUCCAGCGAAGCGUGCACGCAUUGCUUUCCGGCUGGAGGUGCCGGAACGGCGGCAAACGGUCGGCAAAGUCCUUGUCUGCGGCACCGGAGACACCGGGCAACUUGGCCUCGGUGAGGAUGUUCUUGAGCGGAAGCGCCUAUCCGAGGUGCAGGGAAUUCCGGAUCCAGUGGAUGUGUGCGCCGGCGGCAUGCACAACCUUGUGCUCACAAAAAACGGAGAGAUCUACUCAUUCGGCUGCAACGACGAGGGCGCCUUGGGACGCGACACCAGUGAAGAGGGCAGCGAAGCUCAGCCGGGCAAGAUAGAUUUGCCCAAGAAGGCGGUUUCUGUGUCAGCGGGAGACUCGCACUCGGCUUGCUUGAUGGAGGACGGCAGCGUCUAUGCCUGGGGCUCUUUCAGAGACUCGCACGGCAACAUGGGCCUGACGAUGGACGGCAACAAGCGGACGCCGAUUAAUCUUCUGGAGGGUACUGUGUGCUGCAGUAUUUCCUCCGGAGCCGAUCAUUUGGUAAUACUUACCAAUGGGGGCAAGGUGUACACCGUUGGAUGCGCCGAGCAGGGUCAGCUGGGCCGCAUCUCUGAGCGUUCCGUUUCCGGCGAGGGCCGCCGUGGUAAGCGAGACUUGCUCCGACCCGACCAGCUAAUCAUCCCUCGGACUAGGCCCUUCGAUACCAUCUGGACGACCAACUAUUGCACCUUCUUGCGGGAGUCGCGAACCGAAAUCACCUGGGCUUUUGGCCUGAACAACUACAAGCAGGUGGCCCAUCCUAAGGACAUUGAGCGCGUGCUGACGCCCGUGAAAACCGAUUUUCAGAAUAUUCGGCAGAUUUCUGGUGGCGCUCACCAUACCAUACUGCUGGGUAACGAUCUUAAAUGCUCGGUGAUUGGUCGGCACAAUUACGGACGCCUGGGCCUUGGCCAACUGACGGAGGAUGUGACCAAGCUGACUGCUCUCGACAAGCUAAGUGACAAGAUCGUCUAUGUCGGUGGCGGCGAGUCCUGUUCGUAUGCUGUGGCAGAAAACGGAAAGUUGUACUCCUGGGGCAUUGGUACCAGCAACCAGUUGGGAGUAGGCGACGGUGACGACGAGUGGGAGCCGGUGGUGGUCUCCAGUAAAAAUACACAGAACAGACGUGCUCUGUUAGCCACGGGCGGUGGUCAGCAUGCGAUCUUCUUGUUCCAGGACGAGCAGGAUGCCAAGAAGGAGCAGAAGGAGAACGUGCCGGCCUCUCCGUCCGGUGGCAGCAGUAAAAAGGAAAAGACUGCCGACACAGUCAAGGAGUCGGAUGAGAAUAAAAAGGAGGACAAACCGGAACCAAAAGCGGAGAAAAGUGGCAAGGCCGGCAAGCCAGCUGCUAAGAAGGGAAAGAAAGCGUAAAUAAGUUUAAGUAAAAACUUUAAAGUUGACCAUGGAUGCUUUGUUUUUGGUAGCGAUUUGCUGCUCUUCUACGCUUACUACUACUACAUUUCUUAAGGAAUUCUUACUCAUGUUCCAAAAUUCGUAACAUAAGUCCAAAUAUUGUUUAUUACCCAUUAGUCUGGGAUUUUUUGAACUGAGCUGGACGUUAGCUGACCGUCUGCAAAAUAUAUUAUGUUCUUUAUUCAUUUGAUAUAAUUUUCUCGUUUAUAUCUUACCAAUGCCAAUUGUUCUGGCCAAUUUAUAUAAAUUGCUUAUGUUUGAAGAUA